Molecule: messenger RNA, 3374 nt
Organism: Neodiprion fabricii
Lineage: Eukaryota; Metazoa; Arthropoda; Insecta; Hymenoptera; Diprionidae
Gene: Zip99C
Product: zinc transporter ZIP13 homolog
Exons: 5
Coding region: 887-2284 (465 amino acids)
Biological process (GO): intracellular zinc ion homeostasis; zinc ion transmembrane transport
Cellular component (GO): membrane
Molecular function (GO): zinc ion transmembrane transporter activity
Source: RefSeq, a predicted model, not a curated record
GAUGGAAUUAUUCGUUGGUGCGAAGCGUUGAGACGAGGUUGCGUUGUGUUAUCAUAAAAUCGACAAAUUGACCGGCACACGGUCAUAUUGCUUAAUAAUCUCGCUCGAAGCGGGAUGAAAAAAUAAACAUAAAUCAAUCCACUUCAUCAGUCUAACUUCAGCUGUCCGUACUCAGACCUCAGUGUAGGCUAGUCGGACGCUGAUAGUUAUCAUCGCGGUGACAUCGGCCGGAUUCAAAAACUACCGUCAGGAAUAAUCAAGCAGGAUCAACAAACGAGUAAGGAAAUCGAAACAACUGAAUAAAUAUCGUCCGGAUUGACAAAGAGGAGCCGUGAUUACAAAUUCUGCCGUACUUCACCUUUGUGAGGUAUAUAUACGUAUAUAUAUAUAUAUAUAUAUAUAUAUAUAUAUACCUGAUAAAAUACGCGAUAACGUUGCCGAAUUGUGUACACCUUAUACCAACGAAAGCUGAGAAAGAGGCUCGCAGAUAAUACCUAUUAUUAUUUGCCAAUGAUAGUCUGAGGGGAGAGAAAACACAGCGAGAUAAGAAUACAAGAAGCUAGAAAAAAAAUACAGCUAAACAUUUUCUUGUACGGUUCCAUAUCCUGGCAGUGAUACACGCGAUUGGUGACGAAAGUGAAAGAGAAUGAAUAGCGUCAUAUAUUGACAAUCGGCAGGAAGAAGACAUCUCCACUUUUGGGCAUAUGAACAAAGAUCACGAGUUCACCUAGAACACCUUGUCUCCUACCGUAUGAAACGAAUCCGUGAUAUUCGAGAGGAAUAGAGAGAGCUGCUGGAAAACCUGCAAAAAGCAUCCGGAGAAGCAAUCGAGCAGAUUAGACGAGGAGAGAAUAAUAAGCCUACCAGACGCGACGCUGCACCGUAAAUGGCAACGCUGGGAGGAAACAUGGCAACCAUGUGUGCGGAGAAUUGUACCGAUGGAGGGAUUCUGUACGAGCUUAUGUCGGAGGAAAUCUGGGCACCAUGGAAUGCAGCCCUAAGCUACUUCGAAUACCAACCAUGGUUCUUCUCCCUUCUUGGAAGUCUGAUGGUCGGACUUUCAGGAAUUUUUCCCCUCCUCGUUAUACCGAUAGAUCACGGGGUCGAUUUGAAACACGGAGAGAGCUCAGGAACACUCAAUGUUUUAUUGAGUUUCGCAGUCGGAGGACUUCUGGGCGACGUUUUUUUGCAUCUACUACCAGAAGCAUGGGCAAACAAGGCGCUGAAUCAAUGGUCGAAAGAAGGUCACGCGUCGAUGGCAUGUGGCUUGUGGGUAUUGGCAGGGUUCCUGGUCUUCGUGAUCGCGGAAAAAAUAUUUGGUGGAUUAGCGCAUAACGGAGACGACGAGGAAGAUGAGGAGGACGAAGAGGAACAUGAAGUUGACGUUGACUUUGACGACAACAUGAGAUUGUCGGAAAGCAUAAACGCGGCCAAAAUAAGGCAGCUGGAAUUCUUGAAUAAUAACAACUUUCAAAAAGAAUUGGAGAACAACAAUUGUCUAAUGUCUAAUGGAAACGUGAAGAACGGCUGCGUGAGAUUAAGUGCCCAGAUGAUAAACGGUAUCCCGAAGGAUAUCUUUAGCCUAAACGGUGGUUGUUGCAACACGUCCAACAGCUGCAAAAACGAUCUGAACGCAAAAUUAUCGAACGGCUUUAUUUCGAACCUUUCAGAUCAUGCGAACUCUGUGAAAGACUCGGCAGAGUUAAAAAAUGGCGUCGUUACGAAGGGCAGUAACGGUUACGUGAAAAUGAUCGAUGAACCAAUGAAAAUCACCAAAAAUUCUUCUCGCGAAAUAAUUGCAGCUAAGAAAAUUGCUAAGAAAGAGAAAGCUAAACAUAUUUCUGGGUACCUGAAUCUAUUGGCCAAUUCAAUUGACAACUUUACCCACGGCUUAGCAGUCGGUGGGGCAUUUUUAGUUUCCUUCAGGCUCGGGGCUCUUACAACCCUAGCUAUUCUUGUUCAUGAAAUACCGCACGAAGUCGGAGAUUUCGCUAUUCUUUUAAGAAGCGGGUUCAAUCGGUGGGACGCGGCUAAAGCGCAGCUGCUAACAGCUGGAGGGGGAAUUUUUGGCGCUUUAGUUGCCGUGUUAUGCUCUGGAGGCGGUGUCGAGGCUAGAACAAGCUGGAUUUUACCGUUCACAGCAGGGGGCUUCCUUCACAUCGGUCUGGUUACUGUCUUACCUGAACUUCUCCAAGAAACGAACCCUAAAGAAUCCUUGAAACAACUAGCUGCUCUUCUACUUGGUAUUACGUUAAUGGCCUUUAUGACUGCGAUAUGUGAUUGAAUAUCAGAAGAUUUUUGAGUAAUUCAAGAAAUGAAGUUAAACAAGAAAUGAAGUUAAAAAGAAAGAAAAAAGCUAUACAAAAACCCAUAACGCCGCGCAGUGCGUAAUGCGCAAAGUAUAUGUGAAUGUAAUAAUUGCAGUUUUAAAAUGAUUGACUGAGCGAACUGUAAAGUUCGUCAAAAUUGGACUAAGAAUUAACACUUUAAUUUUUCUUUAUUCGUUUGUCAAGACUUUCGGUGGAAUUUCUUACAGAACUUGAUUUAGUUGAAAAUUGAUUAAUGAUAACAAUAAGUAUGCAGUAUAUGAUAAACAUGAAACCAAAAAAAGACAUCUAUUUUUUGAAAUCGCGCUUAAUCUCAUAUGAAUGGGAAAAUAAUUGAAUUAUAUUUAUUAGUCGUUAUUGUUAAUUAACCAUCAUAAUGAAAAGGAAAAACUGUUGACUUAUUCAUAGAAUGUACAUUUCUCCCCCCAUCCCGCAGAAAAUUUAUGCUCAAUGAAUCAAGGUGUAGGAAGUUUAUGUUCUACUUACUAGGUAUCGUGAGUUCAAAAUGUAAGUAUAAGCAGUAUUUGCCAUGUUAUACCUGUACCUAUGAUAUAUCGAUAGGCGUAGGGUGAGAGUAAAGAUAAAAUUGAAAGGCAUAGUAAACUGUAAGCUUAGGGUUUGUAAGAUUGUACUGUAUAAAAUAUAUUUUUAAGUUCCUAUAGAAUCGGUGUCAAAGAAUUUUUGCCGGUAUCUUUGAUCCUCAAUUAAAUAAUUUUGGAUUGAAUUUUGCUGAUUUUCUUGCACGGGAAAAUAUUGUAUGUGAUAUUAACUGAUUGUGAAUAAUGGCUUGAAAUUCAGAAAAUCAGUAGUAAUACCAACUUUUCCAGUCUAUUGAUGUAAACCCAAUAUAAUAAUUAUUGUACUUAAAAUAGUGAAAGUUAAUGAGAUUGGUUAUUUUGCUAUGUUAAUUACGAGUGCCUUUCUCCCCGGUAUGUAAAUACAGCACGAUUUUCUAAGCACAUUUUAUAAUGACCAUAAUAUAUCUAAUUCUGACCUGUUUACAUCUAAUCAUCGGGUUUUGUAAAUAAAAUAAUUAUUGUAUGUGAA